Molecule: messenger RNA, 4473 nt
Organism: Oxyura jamaicensis (ruddy duck)
Lineage: Eukaryota; Metazoa; Chordata; Aves; Anseriformes; Anatidae
Gene: KCNJ12
Product: potassium inwardly rectifying channel subfamily J member 12
Exons: 2
Coding region: 2079-3368 (429 amino acids)
Biological process (GO): potassium ion import across plasma membrane; regulation of monoatomic ion transmembrane transport
Cellular component (GO): plasma membrane
Molecular function (GO): inward rectifier potassium channel activity
Source: RefSeq, a predicted model, not a curated record
CCCCGGGGGGUGUUGGAGGGCGGCCGGGGCCGCGUCGAUACGAGCCCGUGCACGCAGCACAGGGCAGAGUUGUGUAACCGCACGUGGCUGCUCCCCGGGGGCACCUCUCCCUGUCCCACCGGGCUGCCCCCUGCCCCAGCGCCAGGCUCCUGCGCUCCGCGCCCACCCGAUGCCACUGCGGCCACCCAUCCGUGCCGGGGUGCUGCGCGACAUCCAGGUCUGCAUCUCCAAAAGGUGUUGGGAAGCGUGAGCAGGACCUCGGGGUUAGGUAGCCAGCAUCAUGCCGUUGUCUUUGUCCCCCAGAUCUUCCCGUUCUGGUGUUUGGUUGCUGGGGGAAUGAUGCCCUUGCGUCUCGCCGAGCCGUGCGUGCUCGCGCAGUGGUGUGUGGGCUCACGACACCGAGCUCUGCGCUUGCCCUGUUUGUUGUGGGGUCACCCAGGAGCACACAGGGAAGCUGUUUUUGUAGGGCUGGCCAAAAAGGAAGUAUUCCUGGCUUCUACUUCGGUGCUUUUCUGAUCCUGCAGAGUGCACCUGUGCAAGCCACCCGAAUACUGACCUGGGCUGUGCAAACGGGCAGAGGAGCAAAGCAGCUGGGUGUGCGCCGAGCCUCGCUGGCUUAAAAAUGACAUUUUUAAUACCCCCAUCUCUCUGCCUGUCCUGUCUGCAGCUGCAGGCCCGUUAACCAAGUGAUGCACAGGAGCGCCUGAGGCUGGGGCACAGAAAUAAUGAGAACGGAGUUAUUUUAGGGACUCCUACAUCUGCCUUUGUAGCGAUCCCCGUUUGUGCAGGGCUUCCCAAACGAGGUGGGUGCCUGUGCUCGCGUGGUCCCAGCCUGGCAGAUGCCAAAAUUGGGCAGGGAUUUGAUGUCUCCCUGCCGGGCCCCUGGGGCUGGUACCUGGGGGCAAGGAACGAGGGGGAUUAAUGGAGCUGCUGAUCCCUGAUGGUGCAGGGGGCCGGGGAGCAGCGAGCCCCCAUGGCGUUGCACAGCUCCUGCACUAAAUCUUCCCUGCAUCAGAUAAAGAUGUCGUCUUGUGCCCCAAAAACUCCUGCCCUGCCUGGAUAAUGUUUUUUUGGGGUUGUUUUUGCAGUUUUGGGGUGCCUGGCUGCCCACUGAUGGUACAGUGGGGUGGGGAGGGCAGGAACCUGGCGCUCCUCAGCCCAGCAUCUUGCCGGCUAUCCCCGGGAAGGAAACUCCUCCGAUGGGGAAUGGCACCCUUACAGGGAGCCCUGGGAGGAUGUGAGGGGCAGGGAGACUCUUGAAGUGGGCAGAGCCCUGAGCUGGGGGAAGGAUGGGAGCAGCAAAGCUGUGCAAAGGCCCCUUUCGUCUUGGAGAUGCCAGGCAACACUGUGCAUGCUUGUCAGCCCCAACAGAAAAGGAAGGUGUUUUUUCUUCUUCCCCUGGGAAAGGCUUGAAGAUGUCUUUUGGAUCAUGGCUGGCAUUAAAUUGCAAGUUCAAAGAACCCAAGUCCUGCCUUGGGCCACCGCUUGCCUUGUCCCUGCCUGGUGUCCAAUUUUUGAAUGUGUUGCAUCCUCCAGGCUGCUCCUUCACCUCCUGAAAACCUCUGCAAUCCCUUUCAAGCUGCUCCUCUUCCAUUCCCCUGAGACCAGCCAUAUCCUGAGCACGUUCCCACUGAAGUAUCUCAGCCUUUCCACCGCCAAAGGCUCUCCCUUCGCCGCCACCGCCGCUUCGCUCCCUACCAUUAGCGAUCGCACCGAGGGCGAGCGUCCCCCCUCGCUGCCGCUGGCUCCCCACGGCCGCAGCCGAGGUGCCAGAUCCUGGACAUGUAGGGAAAAGGAGUGGCUGAAAUCUGAGCCUGCAGCAAUUAGCCGGGAGCGCGGCGAAGUCCCCGCCGGCCGCGGCGUCGGGCUCAGCAUCUGCCUCGUCCCCGGCUCGGCCGCUCGCGCUGCCUCCAACGCAGGAGCCUCUCACGGGAUCCGCGUGGUGACGUGGCCGCCAAGACGUGGAAGCCUGGGACUUCUCUUCCACCGCAACAGAAUUUGGGGGGUGGGCAGGGGUGGGCCAGGGGGACGCCAGGAGUCGUGAGACCCUUCACCUUCACUGUGGGCUUGGCUCAGGGAUGACUGCAGGCAGAGUCAACCCCUACAGCAUUGUGUCCUCUGAGGAAGACGGGCUGAGGUUGACCACCAUGCCAGGGAUCAACGGCUUUGGCAAUGGGAAAAUCCACACCAGGAGGAAAUGCAGGAACAGGUUUGUAAAGAAGAAUGGUCAGUGCAACGUGGAGUUCACCAACAUGGAUGACAAGCCGCAGAGGUACAUUGCAGACAUGUUCACCACGUGCGUUGACAUCCGUUGGAGGUAUAUGCUCUUGCUCUUCUCCCUGGCGUUUCUGGUGUCCUGGUUAUUGUUUGGGCUGAUUUUCUGGCUAAUUGCACUCAUUCAUGGAGAUCUAGAAAACCCAGGUGGAGACGAUACCUUCAAGCCUUGCGUUCUGCAGGUCAAUGGCUUUGUGGCUGCUUUUCUGUUCUCCAUUGAGACCCAAACGACUAUUGGUUACGGCUUCCGCUGCGUGACAGAGGAGUGCCCGCUCGCUGUCUUCAUGGUGGUUGUUCAGUCCAUCGUGGGGUGUAUAAUUGACUCUUUCAUGAUUGGUGCAAUAAUGGCAAAGAUGGCCAGGCCCAAAAAGCGGGCCCAGACAUUACUUUUCAGCCAUAACGCGGUAGUGGCAAUGAGAGAUGGGAAACUCUGCCUGAUGUGGAGAGUGGGGAACCUCCGGAAAAGCCACAUAGUAGAAGCCCACGUACGAGCUCAGUUAAUUAAGCCCAGGAUCACGGAAGAAGGGGAGUACAUACCGCUCGACCAAAUAGACAUCGACGUGGGGUUUGAUAAAGGCUUGGACCGUAUCUUCUUGGUGUCCCCCAUUACCAUUCUCCACGAGAUCAACGAAGACAGCCCGCUGUUCGGGAUCAGCCGCCAGGACUUAGAGACGGACGACUUUGAGAUUGUGGUCAUCCUCGAAGGCAUGGUGGAAGCCACCGCGAUGACGACGCAAGCUCGGAGCUCCUACCUGGCCAGCGAGAUCCUGUGGGGCCACCGCUUCGAGCCCGUCUUGUUCGAGGAGAAAAACCAGUACAAAGUAGACUAUUCCCACUUCCACAAAACCUAUGAGGUCCCGUCCACCCCCCGCUGCAGCGCCAAGGACUUGGUGGAGAACAAAUUCCUCCUGCCGAGCACCAACUCCUUCUGCUACGAGAACGAGCUGGCCUUCAUGAGCCGCGACGAGGAUGAGGAGGACGAUGACAGCAGGGGUUUGGAUGACCUGAGCCCGGACAACAGGCACGAGUUCGACCGGCUUCAAGCGACGAUAGCGUUGGAUCAGAGGUCGUACCGGAGGGAGUCGGAAAUAUGACUCUUGGUCCUCUCACUGACUUUUCCGAGGGUAUUUUUUUUCCUCCUCUAAUCUCUUCCCCUACAACCCGCUCAAAUUAUGCAGAACAAUGCAAGUGCCAUAGGAAUGCUUGAGAAAUUAGUGUUGUUCCUAGUUUUCAGUUUCAUCGCAAUAACCACUGAGCGGUCUGCAGGAGGGGAUGGGGCAGGCACGGGCGCUCCCCGCACCCUGGGGACGCGGAGGGGCCCCGGGCGUGUGCGUGCCCAGCACCAGCUGCAGGGCUGGGCUCUCCCUGCGGGGAAAGCACGAGCGUUUUCUUGGAGCCGAGAUCCAAAAAGAGGAAAUAUCAGGAAACAAAUCUUUCUCUCUUUCUUUCUUUUCCUUUUCUUUUUUUUUUUUCUUUUUUUUUUUGUUUUGUUUUGUUUUUAAACUGAGCAGCAACAACAAAAACAAUUGCUCCUUCCGGCAGGCAGUAUGAUUCAGUUGCACAAGAUCAACACUUGAAAUAACAUACAAUGUUAACGUACUUCUUUUUAAUUUGGGGAAAAGGGAGGGGAGGGAGGUGAGAGGGUUUUUAAUUUUUUCAACGUAACGUUUGGGAGACUGUUUACCAAAAUAAUAAUGACAAUAACAAUAAUAAUAAUAAUAAUAAUAAACCUGAAAGGAGUGAUUCGGUAUUUUUUAAAAGUGAGCAAGGGAACGAAUAAGUCACCAAGGUCCUUUGAGGGGUGACUUGCUGGGCAGAUGCAAGAGCUUGAAGCCAAGAUGGCAUCCGAUUUUCGGGUGUGCUUUUUUUCCACUGGCACGGCUUCAUAGGCAGAAAAUAGACGUAAGUGGCUGCAGGUCCGUGGCAGCGAAAGCGAGUAGCAUAAUUACUGGCAAAGUAGCUAAUAGGGAAAAGCCAGACUGCUAUAGAAAGAAUCUUUGUAAACACAAUAAUUAGCCAAUUUCUGGAAAUAUUGAUCUUCAGGGUGGAAAUUGGGUCUGGGGCAUCAGCUGCUGAAGUGCUGUGUCUCUGGUGGGGAAUUCAUAACUUUCACCGUAACUAGGAUGACAUAAUGAAAAGCACAAAGGGCAGACUCGAAAGCUCUCAAAUUCAGGUAUUUCCCCACUUCACCAAAAAAAA